AUGACUUCAACUUACAUUGGUGUGGGUGGCUCCAUGAGUCCCGGUACUACUUCGGCUUAUUUCGCAGCACCUGGCGCUAGACCAAGUGGAGGAGGUGGUGGUGGUGGUUUUAAUCGUGGACCGACGCCUCCCGGGGUAUCGGCAUAUUUCUCGCCAACGGUCGGUGGUGCCGGUGGUGGCACAGUGUCGGCAUAUUUCUCGCCUACGGCUCCUGGAGCGAUGGGUGGUGGGGGUGGUUCAUCGCCACGUCCUUGUUCGCCGACUCCCGCAGCUCCAGCAUUCUCUGGUCUCUCAACGAAAACAGCUAUCGGAGCUCCAGCUGUAGAUCCAUGCAAGACGGCUAUCGGUGCACCUCCGGGUAUGUCCGGAUUGGGAACGAAGACAGCAAUUGGAACACCUAUGGUGGAUAAUACAAAAACGGCCAUUGGCGCACCAAUGGUGGACAACACGAAGACGGCCAUUGGAGCUCCGAUGAUGAUGGAUAACACCAAGACGGCUAUUGGCGCACCUAUGGUGGACAACACGAAGACGGCCAUCGGAGCUCCGAUGAUGAUGGACAACACGAAAACGGCUAUUGGAGCCCCAAUGUUGGAUAACACCAAGACGGCUAUCGGAGCUCCAAUGAUG
Anisakis simplex (herring worm) is the source of this 627-nucleotide messenger RNA. The record is from the annotation of a GenBank genome assembly. Lineage: Eukaryota; Metazoa; Nematoda; Chromadorea; Rhabditida; Anisakidae.